Molecule: messenger RNA, 2527 nt
Organism: Nicotiana attenuata
Lineage: Eukaryota; Viridiplantae; Streptophyta; Magnoliopsida; Solanales; Solanaceae
Product: BURP domain-containing protein 9-like
Exons: 4
Coding region: 69-2408 (779 amino acids)
Source: RefSeq, a predicted model, not a curated record
UGAUUGAAUCCAUCUUUUGCUUUCAGUCCUUUAGCUAUUCUACAAUCUAGCAUAGCAAAUUUUUACUAAUGAAGUUGCAGCUGCUAUACUCGCUCACCAUUUUGUGGCUUGCUUUUGUAACAAGUCAUGCAGCUAUAUCUCCAGAAGUUUAUUGGAAAGUAAAAUUGCCCAACACUCAAAUCCCCAAAGUAAUCAAGGAUUGCCUUCCCCAAGCAGAUAAUGAGAUUAGUCAGCUGAAACAAGAUAAUACUGCCAAUAAGGAAAAAGUAUACUACGGUUUGCACAAACCAUAUGGUUAUGAUCGCGCUGCGACGGAAGAUGAGGUUCGUGAGCUGAAACAAGAUAAUACUGCCAAUAAGGAGAAAGUAUACUACGGUUUGCACGAACCAUAUGGUUAUGAUCGUACUGCUACAGAAGAUGAGGUUCAUGGGCUAAAACAAGAUAACACGGCCACUAAGGAGAAAGUAUACUAUGGUUUGCACAAACCAUAUGGUUAUGAUCGUACUGCUACAGAAGAUGAGGUACAUGAGAUGAAGCAAGAUAACACGGCCACUAAGGAGAAAGUAUACUAUGGUUUGCACAAACCGUAUGGUUAUGAUCGUGCUGCUACAGAGGAUGAGGUUCAUGAGCUGAAACAAGACAACACUGCCACUAAGGAGAAAGUAUACUAUGGUUUGCACAAACCAUAUGGUUAUAAUCGUGCUGCUACAGAAGAUGAGGUUCAUGAACUGAAACAAGAUAACACGGACACUAAGGAUAAAGUAUACUAUGGUUUGCGCAAACCAUAUGGUUAUGAUCGUGCUGCUUCAGAAGAUGAGGUUCAUGAGCUGAAACAAGAUAACACUGCCACUAAGGAGAAAAUAUACAAUGGUUUGCAUAAACCGUAUGGUUAUGAUCGUGCUGCUAAGGAGGAUGAGGUUCGUGAGCUGAAACAAGACAACACUGCCACUAAGAAGAAAGUAUACUAUGGUUUGCACAAACCAUAUGGUUAUGAUCGUGCUGCUACAGAUGAUGAAGUUCAUGAGCUGAAACAAGCUAACACUGCCACUAAGGACAAAGUAUACUAUGGUUUGCACAAACCAUAUGGUUAUGAUCGUGUUGCUACAGAAGAUGAGGUUCAUGAGCUGAAACAAGAUAACACGGCCACUAAGGAGAAAGUAUACUAUAAUUUGCAUAAACUAUAUAGUUAUGAUCGUGAUGCUUCACAGAAUGAGGUUCAUGAGCUGAAACAAGAUAACACUGCCACUAAGGAGAAAUUAUACUAUGGUUUGCAUAAACCGUAUGGUUAUGAUCAUGCUGCUUUGGAGGAUGAGGUUCGUGAGCUAAAACAAGAUAACACUGCCACUAAGGAGAAAGUAUACUAUGGUUUGCACAAACCAUAUGGUUAUGAUCGUGCUGCUACAGAAGAUGAAGUUCAUGAGCUGAAACACGAUAACACGGUCACUAAGGAGAAAGUAUACUAUAGCUUGCAAAAAUCAUAUGGUUAUGAUCGCGCUGCCAUAGAAGAUGAGGUUCGUGGGUUGAAACGAGAAAGUACUGCCACUAAGGAGAAAGUAUAUCAUGGUUUACACCAACGUUUUGGAGUUCAUACUUUGCGUCGUGCUGCUGCAGAGGAUGAGGUUCGUCAUCUCAAAAGGGAAAGCCAUUACAUGCAUCAUGCUACUACCGUGAAUAAUCUCCAACAGGUAAAUGAAGGAAGCAGUGCCAAGAGUGACCUUAAAGAUAAUUACCUUUACAAACCUUACUUCUUUGAAAAGAACUUGGAGAAAGGAAAAAUAAUCAACUUUCCAUCUCUAAAAAAUAAAAAUAAAGCACCUUUUUUGUCUCGCCAAUUUGUGGAAUCGAUUCCUUUCUCGUUAGAAAAAGUUUUAGAAAUUCUAAAUUAUUUUUCAAUAGAUAGUAUCUCAAAGGAUGCUCAAACUAUUGAGGAAACUAUCAGACAUUGUGAAGAGCCAGCGAUGAAAGGAGAGAAGAAAAUAUGUGCUACUUCUUUGGAGUCUAUGGUGGAUAUCAGCUUAACGAUGCUAGGAACUAAUAAUGUUCAUGCAGUUACAACAGAGGUGGAAGGGGAAACUCAAAUGUUGCAAAAAUACACCAUUAAAAAAGUUCAAAAGAUUGCUGAUGGAGAUAACUUGAUAUGCCACAAACUUAGUUAUACAUAUGCAGUUUAUAAUUGCCAUGUUGGAGGACGUACCAAGAUAUUUAUGGUAUCUAUGGUUGGUGCUGAUGGAACAAAAGUAAAAGCAGUAUUGGUGUGCCACAAAGAUACAUCUUUUUGGAAUCCCAAAGGAUUGCCUUUUGUACUGCUUAAGGUUAAGCCUGGAACUACCCCUGUUUGUCAUUUCCUUCAGGAUGAUCAGAUUGCCUUUCUCCCUUCUAAAGAUGCCACUAAGCUAUCUGAUAACUAAGUCAUAGAUUGUCGUGAAAGAAUGCAGUGGUUUACCUUUUGCACUACUCUGCCUUUUAUCCUAAUGUAUAUAUUUUUAUAAUAAAUGGAUAUGAUUCUGGCUUUAUGGUACCUUUUUUA